CACAAACUUUGAUGAGCUGUAACCUCAGUCGAGGCGACAAUCAAAAACCUGGAUAAUACGUUUUAAAAUUAAGAUCGCUCAGAGGGCGCGUGCGCUGGUUCAAUUGGAUCAAGGUGUCAAAAUGGAAAGCAUUCCAGUUGAAAUAUACAAAGAAGAUAACAGCAAGUGCCUCUCCACGAUGCUGGACGACUGCGCAGUGAAUUCUUCAGGCUGGCUGUCCGGAUACUCUGAGAACCGCAAUCUGACCCACGAUGACAGCUGGGAGCAGGAGGGCAUGUCUCCCAUCAUUCCCAUCAUCACUGCAGUCUACUCUGUGGUGUUUGUGGUGGGCUUACUGGGCAACUGCCUCGUCAUGUAUGUCAUCAUCAGGUACACAAAGAUGAAGACAGCCACAAACAUUUACAUUUUCAACCUAGCGCUCGCCGAUGCCCUUGUCACCACCACGAUGCCCUUCCAGAGCACUGACUACCUGCUGAACACUUGGCCCUUCGGCGAAGUGGUGUGCAAGGUCUUCAUCUCCAUCGACUACUACAACAUGUUCACCAGUAUCUUCACUCUCACCAUGAUGAGCGUGGAUCGAUACGUGGCCGUGUGCCAUCCGGUGAAAGCUCUGGACUUCCGCACUCCCAUCAAAGCAAAGAUGAUCAACGUGUGCAUCUGGAUCCUGUCCUCGGCUGCUGGGAUUCCUGCUUUUGUCCUGGGUGGCACCCAAACCAAGAGCGAAAUAACCGAGUGUGCCUUACAGUUCCCAGAGCCGUACGUGUACUGGGACACGCUGAUGAAGAUAUGUGUUUUUGUCUUUGCCUUCGUCGUGCCUGUCCUUAUCAUCACUGUGUGCUACUCCCUCAUGGUCCUGAGGCUGAAAAGCGUCAGAAUGUUGUCCGGCUCGAGAGAAAAGGACCGUAACCUGCGUCGGAUCACGCGGCUGGUGGUAGUCGUGGUGGCCGUGUUCGUCGUCUGCUGGACGCCCAUUCACAUCUUCAUCCUGGUGAAGGCGCUAGUGAGCGUGCCUGAAACCACCGCCAUCAUGGCCGCUUACUUCUUCUGCGUGGCUCUGGGGUACACAAACAGCAGUCUCAACCCCGUUCUCUACGCCUUUCUGGACGAGAACUUCAAACGCUGCUUCAAAGAUUUCUGCCUCUCAGCCAAACUGAAGAGUGACAAGAUGUCAGGGAGCAAGAAGGCAUCGGGCAGCGUGCGGGAAAACGCCAUGCCCCUGGAGAACCACGAUGGGACUAGUAAGCCCACAUGA
This is a messenger RNA of Cheilinus undulatus (humphead wrasse), 1252 nucleotides long. Its product is annotated as delta-type opioid receptor-like. Gene Ontology annotation, cellular component: membrane; neuron projection. Gene Ontology annotation, molecular function: dynorphin receptor activity; neuropeptide binding. Lineage: Eukaryota; Metazoa; Chordata; Actinopteri; Labriformes; Labridae. Gene Ontology annotation, biological process: G protein-coupled opioid receptor signaling pathway; neuropeptide signaling pathway; sensory perception of pain. The record is from RefSeq and is a predicted model, not a curated record. The coding region runs from base 122 to 1252 and encodes 376 amino acids. The transcript has 4 exons.